CAAAAAUUAACCCACAUCCGGGAUGUUCAUGUAAAGUUUACAAACACAAGUAAACUCAUACGUGGCUGAAGAUAAUUUGUCCACUAAAAAACCGAACAAUAUUGUGAACUAUGUUUUAAUAACACAUGGGACCAGCAAGAGAGAUCAUUCCAAUACCUUAGUGAGACAUAAGCUACCUUCUGCUGAAAUCUUCAGGUGACCGACAGAGAAAUUAGAGGCUACCGAACCGUAGCGUAGCUUAGCCUUAGGUACCGUGUUGUGGCGGGAUGGCAGAAGGAGGCGGCGGCGGUGGCGGUGCAGGGUUCGACCCGUGUGAGUGUAUAUUCAGCCAUGAGGGCGCCAUGCGUCGACUCAUCUCAUUGCUCAGGAACACGCAGUCAUAUUGCUCAGACACGGAAUGCUACCAAGAAUUUCCAGGUCCCGAGGCCGGGAGCGAAGGUGGUUUCAGCAUCGGGCUCAUGCUGGUGAUAUGGAUCGCCCUCGCUGUGGUCCUGUUCCUAGUGCGACCGUCCAGCAUGCGACAUCGUGGCGACGAAAAGCCCGCACCUGGGAACGAGGAACCUACUAACGAACCACCCGCACCACCAAUGCAAUAAGUGCGUGCCAGACUCUCUCUCUCACCAGCGCGAUCGAUGGCAUUCUCGUUCCUACACUCUGCAAACAAGAUGGCGGAUGCACAGUUGGCGAGGCCGCUUCAACAACUACAUCGUUAAUGAUGCGGCCACCCCGGCUAAUUACCACAAGGCUCUGAUUAGUAACUACCGCAUAAACACAGACUUAUUUAUAUAUCCAAAUAGCGAAUGCUCCCUCACUCUGUCGUGGUCGCCCAGUGAUCAUCCUAACACGUGGCUCCCUCUAUAUCGCGCAGCCCCCAUCCGUGGUGUGGAGACGACCACGCACACACGCGUGUGUUAAUCUCACACGCGUGUGAGUUAAUCUCUGUGUAACAUAUCCAUAGAGAAGCUUUGCAGGAAUUCUGCAGUGAAUUCUGCAGCGGCGGCGGCGGCGGUGGUGGUGGGGGGGUCGACUGCGUAUUAAUACACCGCUUGUGCCUUCAGCGCCGCCCUGGUGGAACGAUGCACGCGUGCAGCUGCGAUAAAUCGUUAAAGUGGUUUAUAGGUUGUCUCAUGCGUGUGGUGUUCCAUCAAUGCGGCACGCACCCACCCUCGUCCGAUGUAUCGCUCGGGCAGUUGUGAGCUGACACUUGUAGUGGACAACAUAUAUAUAUAUAUAUAUAUAUAUAUAUAUAUAUAUAUGGCUCAGCUGCUCGGUUAGAGCAGGUUUGG
Messenger RNA from Priapulus caudatus, 1286 nucleotides. RefSeq names its product small integral membrane protein 14-like. Gene Ontology annotation, cellular component: endoplasmic reticulum. Lineage: Eukaryota; Metazoa; Priapulida; Priapulimorpha; Priapulimorphida; Priapulidae. The transcript is spliced from 5 exons. The coding region runs from base 267 to 596 and encodes 109 amino acids. The record is from RefSeq and is a predicted model, not a curated record.